UUAGUUAUCCAACUCUGACUACCAAAAAACGCGGUAAUUGUUAUUUCUCUGUCAUUCCGUUAAUUAUAAUUUUAUAAAACACAAAUUAUUAAUUAAAAAAAUAGAAAAGAAAAAUGCUUAAAGUUGUUAAACGUAUUCGUGGGCAAGAUUUAGCCCAAAACAUUGGCGAGGAAGUGAUUCUUUUGGGUAAAGUUGGAAUGGUGAGUCCUAAUGGUAAAUCUAUUGAACUUGUGACAUUAGACGAUGUUAAAGUUAAUAUAUCAUUACCAGAACCAUUCAAUGGUAAUUCUCAAUGUUAUUUAGAAAUCCAUGGUAAUGUUCAGUCCAAAACAACAGUAUUGUGUAAUUCUUUGUUCACAUUUCUUGCUGAAGACAAUCUAAAUGUUGUGAAGGAAAACUACAAUGAAAUGUUAUUAAUCGGAAAUUUGCUUGGCGAUAAAAAAUGGACAUUCGGUGACAACCCAUCGUUUUAGAUAAAACAAAAAAAAGAUUUUAAAUAUAAUAAAUUAUUUUUUUUAAUGAAAACAUGUAGAUGUAAGUCUUUAAAUAUUUAAAUAAACAAUUUUCUUUAAAAA
This is a messenger RNA of Leptopilina boulardi, 575 nucleotides long. RefSeq lists its product as uncharacterized. The coding region runs from base 114 to 473 and encodes 119 amino acids. Gene Ontology annotation, cellular component: site of double-strand break; nucleus; DNA replication factor A complex. The transcript is spliced from 3 exons. Gene Ontology annotation, molecular function: damaged DNA binding; single-stranded DNA binding. The record is from RefSeq and is a predicted model, not a curated record. Lineage: Eukaryota; Metazoa; Arthropoda; Insecta; Hymenoptera; Figitidae. Gene Ontology annotation, biological process: DNA replication; nucleotide-excision repair; double-strand break repair via homologous recombination.